This is a messenger RNA of Mycena citricolor, 945 nucleotides long. NCBI's taxonomy places the organism in Eukaryota, Fungi, Basidiomycota, Agaricomycetes, Agaricales, Mycenaceae. The record is from the annotation of a GenBank genome assembly.
AUGUCAGGACAUCACCGCAUCACCCUCGCUGCCAACCCCCCCUACUUCGAUGGCGACAAGUCCAAAUACCUGGGCUUUGUGGACGCGUGCACCACUUACAUCGGUGCCUAUCGAUCGGAGUUCUCACUGGAUGAGACAAAAAUCCUCUUUGUUCUGUCCUACCUCCGUAAUGAGACCGGCACAAGCUGCGCCGCCUCGAGAUGGGCGAUGAACUGGAAGCAGCACAACUUCGAGGGUUUCCAAGGAAUGAAGACGGGAGUCACCGCGACAACCUUCUUGGAGGAGUUCCAAAAGGCCUUUGGGGAUUCUAACGCAGAACAAGUCGCCGCUGCCCGACUCAUGGCCCUUCGCCAGGGGAGACGGUCCUUCGCGGACUACAUCUCUGACUUCGAAAUGCUGGCUGCGGACGCGGGGUACAACGUGGUCGCCUCAACCGAUGACAAGGGCGAGUACAAGAAGGGGGAUCAGGACAACAUCCUCAUCGAGUUCCUCGAGCGCGGACUCAGCAGCGAAAUUGCAAGCCGCCUCUACAACACCGGCGUUCCCCUGCCCAAGGCAUAUGGUGCCUUCAAGAACUGGUGCGUCAACAUCGAGGCCAAUGCCUUGCGCGAUCAGCUGCGUAAGGCAUCCUAUGCGCACUCAACUCCGCGGCCCCCACCCCAAUUCCGCCCUCAGGCUGCACCAUCAGCACCUGCACCCGCUCCGGCCCGACCAGCGGCCAAUGAGCCGGUUCCGAUGGAGAUCGAUCGCACCCACGCCCGUGGCCGCAACAUCAUCUGCUACAACUGUCAGCAGCCUGGGCACAUUGCGCGGAACUGCCCUGAGCCCAAGAAGAAGCGCACGUUCUUCAAUCGGGCCACAAUGCUAGAAGAAAUCGAGAACGGGGACAAGGACAACGAGUUCCUGAAGGAGAUCGCCGAGAAGCUGCGCGAGAAGGGUUUUUGA